UCGAUAACGUUCAAUAAUUUUUCAAAAGUGUCCUUGUUAAACUGAUCCGUUAAAUUUUUAAAACUUAUUUCUUGUUUUCAGUUAUUGAUCUUUGCUUUAUUUCGUAUAUUGUUUUUGUUGUACUUCGUUUGUUUCUUUUUCAUAUCACUUUGGCAAUCAGUGUGGAAAUUUCACAACAUUACGUGUUCUAAUAGCAGGAAAGUGAAAUAUUUUCAAUAUAAAGCAUGUAAACCGGUAGACGGAAAGCAAAAAAAAAAGAAGAAAAGGUGUAUGAACACCCAGGAACUUAUAGCUCAAUACAGGAAAAAACACAAAAUAAACGAUGGAGAAUGGUGAGAGCCAUAGAGAUACCAUUGAUACGGUUCAGGUGGCCCUAAGGAUUAGGCCACUUAUGCAGCAGGAGAUAGAAAGAGGUUGCGAUGAAUGUAUUGACGUUGUUGCUGGAGAACCACAAGUACAGAUAAAGGACCUCGCAUUUACAUACAAUUAUGUAUUUCCACAACACAUCACACAACAGGAGUUUUAUGAUACAGCAGUAAAGGGUCUUAUUAGAAAAUUAUUUCAAGGAUACAAUGUUACAAUACUUGCUUAUGGACAAACUGGCUCAGGGAAAACAUACACAAUGGGUACUAAUUAUUCAGGUUCCGAAGGAGAUUCAACAAAUUUAGGUGUUAUACCACAAGCAGUUGCUGAUAUAUUUGACUUCAUAGAUGUGAAUGAGAACAAGUUUACUUUCAAAGUGACAGUUUCAUUCAUGGAGCUAUAUCAGGAGCAGUGCUAUGACCUACUCUCCGGCAAGGAGAGAGGACAUAGUGUCAUAGACAUCAGAGAGGAUAUCAAUAAAGGUGUACACUUGCCAGGUAUCACAGAGUUACCAGUAACAUCCACAGCGGAGACAAUGAUGGUCCUGGAGAAAGGCUCAAUUGGCAGAGUGACCGGAUCCACUGCUAUGAACCAAGCAUCCAGUAGAAGUCAUGCUGUAUUUACCAUAGUGGUUGCUAAAGAAAGUAAAACUGACAAAAAUCUUGCUACCACAUCAAAGUUCCACUUUGUAGAUUUAGCUGGAUCAGAGAGAAUUAAAAAGACAAAGGCAAGCGGUGAGAGACUCAGAGAAGGCGUAAAAAUAAAUCAAGGUCUCUUAGCACUAGGGAAUGUGAUAUCUGCGCUGGGUGAUGGCACAAACAGAAGCUUCAUCAGCUACAGAGACAGCAAGCUGACGAGGUUGCUGCAAGACAGCCUGGGUGGCAACUCGCUGACGAUGAUGGUGGCGUGCGUGAGCCCCGCAGACUACAACCUGGACGAGACUGUGUCGACGCUGCGCUACGCAGACCGCGCACGUCGCAUCCGCAACAAGCCAGUCAUCAACCAGGACGCCAAGGCUGCUGAGAUCAUCAGAUUAAACAACUUGGUGAAUGAACUGAGACUUCAAUUAGUAGGAAAAUUACCUACAGUCAGUGAAAAUAGUAAUGAGCAAUUAAAGGAGGAGUUAGAAAUGGAGAAAGCAAAAUAUGCUGAUCUCUUAAAGAAACACAAACAAAUGACGGAACACCUAACCAAUAUAUUAAUAGAAAACACAAAUUUAUGUGAGAAGGCAUUACUAGCUGAAGCUGCAAAGGAUAAGAUUGAAAGAAAGCUGAAUGAAUUGACGGAACAGUGUAAUCAAACUAUAGAUAAUUUGAGUACAACUGACAAUGUUCCCGAUGAAGAUUGUAAGAACAGUGUUGUUGAAUAUCUGAAGGACAUAAAGAGUAGAUUAGAAGAUUUGCAAUCUGUUAACAUGAAGACAAAUGAAGAAUUAAUUGAUCAUGAAAUCAAACUAUCGUAUAUCAAAGAGGAGAAUGACAGUGAGAAAGUUGAUGAUGGAAUCCCUCUUAAUGAAGAUCAAGCUGUCAUGGAGGAGCAGAAACGAGCAAUGGGUCAGGUUGCAUUAAAUCAAGAAUUGCAAGAAUUAAACAGUGCAAUGGCUAUCAAAGCUUCAGUAGUGCAGGCGAUACUGGCUAGUAAUAAAGAUAUUAUAGAGAGCCACAAUAAUCUAAAAGAGAAUGAGGAAAAGAUUGCCCAUUUGGAGAAGGAGAGAGAUGAGCUUAUGCAGCAGCUGAAACAAACUAAGAGUAAAGACCCGUCGCACGAGGAACGCCGCACGAAGGUAUCCGCCUUGGAGAUGGAGAUAACUGACUUGAAAAAGAAAUGCCAACAACUUGGCAACAUCAUCAAGACUAAAGAAAAGAACGAAGCCAAAAUCGCCACACUCAAUGCAGAGUUACACGCUAUGAAAGCUAAUAAGGUCAAAAUCAUCAGACAAAUGCGCGAAGAAAGUGAGAAAUUCCGUAAAUGGAAGGCUGACAACGAACGUGCAAUGCUGCGCCUGCGCAAUGAGGAUAAAAAGCGCGCGAACGCGAUGGCCAAGAUGGAGUCUCUGCACGCGAAGCAGCGCAACGUGCUCAAGCGCAAGAUGGAGGAGGCCGUCGCUGUCAACAAGCGUCUCAAGGAAGCUCUGGACAGACAGAAGCAAUCACAAUUGAAACGCAAUGCUAAAGGCGUUGUCAAAACUGGUGCCAUUCAGCAGUACAUCGAGCAGGAACUCGAAGUACAUCUCAGUAUUGUGGAGGCUGAGAAGUCGCUAGAAGAACUUAUGGAGUACAGAGCAUGGAUAACGGAACAAAUAGAGAAUCUUCGCAACUGCACAGACGACGAGGCUAAUAGGAAGAAGAUGGCUGAGCUGGAAAACGACCUGGUGCUGCGUAAAGCACAGAUAUCUGACCUGCAGCAGAAGAUAGUAACUGUAGAUCAAGAGAACAAAGCACGAACUCAAUGGGACAACAUACAAUCAAUGCUGGAAGCUAAAGUCGCGCUCAAAUGUCUGUUCGAGUUGUUGGUGGAUACAAAGAGAGAUCUACAGAGCCAGAGUGAGAAGGGCUACCAGUCCAGGUACGAGGAGGUGAAGGAGGCCUACGAUAGACUGGCGGUGGAAUUUGAAAACAGUAAGACUGAAUUUGAAUGGGAAUUGGCAAAGGUGAAACAACAGAGCGAGGAAAAGUUGCGGGUUUUGCUGGCGUUACAACGCGGUGUGACUGUGAGAGGUGAGAAGAACGAGGCGUGCAAGCAGCUGCAGGCUGUCAUACAGUACCAGCAGGACCGUCUCGAGCAACUUGAGAUUGAAAACGUACGUAAUAAAAAGUUAGCAGAUGAACUAGAAGAAUAUCAAUCUAAUAGUAGAAGGGGUAGGAAGCAGAACAAGACCAGCACAGAACAGAAGAGGAUAGAACAUACCCCUAUCCCUGUUACUGACGAGGAAGACGACGACGAGGACUCGGAGAAGGACCCGGACUGGAGAGCCACGCCUUUGUUUAAACGUAUACAAGCCCAACGUACACGUCUAAAGAUGAACUUAACCGCCAAUGACGGAGACACAACGCGAGCGACGAAACGCAGCAACGAGGGUGUCCCGCACUGCACCUGCCGCGGCUCCUGCUCCACCAAGAUCUGCGGCUGCGUGAAGACCGGCGUCGGCUGCGGCGUCGCCUGCCGCUGCCAGCACGCGCUCUGCAAGAACCGCAACAACGCACCGCAACACGACGACAAGGAGAAUCAACCAUCAAGUUCUGAAAGUGCGCAGGACACAACGUUUCCAUCAUUCUUUGAUAAAAGAUUUGAAUCGUCACAGGAAUUGAGCGAGAUUACACAAAAGCAAAAUAUAACGAACGAUAAAAGUCCACUUCAAAGUGGACGUCGGAAUGGUCUAUUACCACUUUUAUCUGAGCCGAGAAUGAAGAGCGUCAAACAAAAACAGCGAUGGAUGCUUGCAUUGCUACUUUAUCAGGCCUGUGUGACCCCCGUGUCGACAUACUGCGCCGAUAAUAUAGUACAAUAUGGAUUGGAUUUGGCUAAUUAUAAUGUCGUCGGCAACAUUUUGAAACUAUUGAUUUGGCAGAGAUAACUUCGAUGCCACGUAUGUCAAGAAAAAGAAAUGUUUUUUCUUUCCUGAUGAACAAUCAAAUGACUUAUAAAUAAAGG
Papilio xuthus (Asian swallowtail) is the source of this 4014-nucleotide messenger RNA. RefSeq names its product chromosome-associated kinesin KIF4-like. The transcript has 19 exons. The record is from RefSeq and is a predicted model, not a curated record. Gene Ontology annotation, cellular component: microtubule associated complex. Gene Ontology annotation, biological process: microtubule-based movement; mitotic spindle organization; spindle elongation. Bases 323 to 3937 code for a protein of 1204 amino acids. Gene Ontology annotation, molecular function: microtubule binding; ATP binding; microtubule motor activity. Lineage: Eukaryota; Metazoa; Arthropoda; Insecta; Lepidoptera; Papilionidae.